AUGUCGUGGUGGUCGUCCUGGUCCUCCUGGUCCUCUUCCGAGCGCCCGUGGCGUGGCCAGGAUUGGGAUGAUGGUGACAGUCGUCAACAGUGGGGCGAGGGCAGCGGGUCUUGGCAGUCCUGGCAGUCUUACUCCGGAUGGGCCUCCGGAUCCGCGGGUAGCGCCGGAAAAGGCAAAGGGAAGGAGGAGUCACAACCGAAGAGGCUUCGUCAUGAGCAGGCCCCGACCAUUGGAUGUGACGAGGACAAAGAGUACGUGUAUGCGUAUGUCCCUUGGGUCGUGAGCGACUACAAGAACCAAUGUUUGAGGCCAGUCAUCGCGGAGAUUGAAGACAUGGGUUGCGCUUUCAAGAUGAAGCUCUUUUUGGCCCGCAAAUGCUCCAGGGUGAGCAUUAGAGGCAAAGAAGCAAGGAAUGCUUGGAAGCAUUUCUUGGAUAGCACGAGGAAACUUUUGCCAGAGAAAUUGUCUGAGUUUCCAAAAAUGUCACAUGUUCAAAUUCGCCCUGUGGUCGAAGACGACGACGUGAAAGACGAGGGGGGAACAGAAGUGAAGGACGAACCCGAUUGGGACGCAGAUGAUGACAAGGACGAAGACGAGGACUUGCCAGCGGCUUCGGGGCAGGCAGCUCCGGUCACCCCACCCCGCCGGUCGCCGAAAAUGUUCACGGGCAAAAGCAAGUGGCAAAAAAAAAGCGAUGGCUGCGAUGAUGCACUAGAGGCUGAAACGGAACCCAAUGUAAGGGUUUCCACUGAUAAGACAGGGUGCCUGCUGGUCACAGAUCAGACAGGCCGAAUCAUCACAAGGCUCAUGCCUGAAGCAAAAAAAGAGUCCAUGGGCCAAGAAAUGGAGGGGUCAAGAAUGUAUCGUUUGGCUCAAAAAAUUGCAAAAGAAGCAAUUGAAACAUGCGGUCUCUCCCCUGGACCGGAGCUCAUGCUGAAGUCACACGUCUCGAUGUUGAAGAAUUCUUCACGAGACGACCUCAGCACGAUGUUGAGCUUCUGCACGUGUUGCUUUGGACGAGGGUGGCAACUCAGGAUUUCCCUGCCAAUCAACUUGGCCAUCAUGGAAAAGUAUGAGAUGACGACGCGGUUUUGCAUCAGCCUUUUCCGGCCAACGGAAGACCAAUUAUACAAGGUUAGUGUUGGUCUUACCACCUUUCCAUUGUCGAACGAGUUGGUGCAGGAGGUGGAGAGGGAUUUUCAAGAAACCAAAAAAUGGAUCUUGGAAAACUGCCAAGAAGAACUCAGAUCUGGCAAGUUGGUCUGCAGCGUGCACAGGAGGGAGUUUUUCCACAGCUCCGUGUGCAAAAACACGUGCCAUAAAUUGGCCUUGUUGGAGGCUUGGCGCACAGGCCGGGAGUCAGAAGGCGACGAAAUUAGUGAAGAUCUGGCGCCUCCACCGAUAGCUCGGUUUGACGCUUUGUGGGCAUUGAAGCAAAGGAUCCCGCCCAGCUACACGCUCCGGGAUGAAUUCAAAGACAAGAAACACAUCCUUUGCAACUUGGAUGCUGACAACAUCUUGUCUGCAGAUUUCGCCGCGCAAAUUGCUAUUCAUUUCGGCAAAACCACCGGUCCUGGUGGUCUUACCCCGGGCUCUGGUAACUAUGGACACGCUCCUGUGUUCGGUGGCCGUUGCAGUGGCGGAGACGACCUCGGAUGCUGUGGCCGUGUCUUGAUCAAUGACCGAGGGUUCUUUGAGUUGCAAGGAUACGACCAAUCCUUUCAUCCCACGGGUUUUCAAGACAUUGAUUUGUGGCAAAGGACCAAGACCAAAGCAGGGCAAGCGCCAAAAAUGAAGUUCUUCUCUGGAUGGUCUGUGCCGAAUUGCCCGGACAACGCCUUCAAGGCAGUGGCUAUCGAAAAGAACAGGCUCACCGGCUGCAACCUCAAGUGGGGACAGCAAGAUCAGGAAAAUCGGGCUGAUGCAGCCAGAAAACUUGCUGAGGGGAAGUGGUGGCGCAACAGCAUUGAGGCAACAAUUUCUUGCAGAGACAUGUGGGAGUUGAUGCUGAGCUUGGGAAAUGCAGACCCGGAGGGCAAAACCGUGCUGCUGACAGCCAGAAAGCCUGAGCAGGAUGAUGGUCUUACCUCUACUGCGUUGAAACCACCGCCACCGCCUCCAAAGGCAGCCCCGUCCGAAGCAGCCUCAGGUUCUCAGCAGCCGAUGCCUCCCAGGCCUGCUCGACCGGCACCUCCAAGCAAAUAUGGUAAAAAAAAGGAAAUCGAGUCCAAGCUUCCUCCCUGCUUUGUGAGGGUGAUCGCAUGUGGAGCAGGCAACCUCGGCAAGGUAAUCAAAAAUGCCUGUCGCGUCAAUCACUUGCCAAGUCGGGUUUGGCAAGCAACCUUGGACUUGAGACAUCAGUGCGACCAAUUCGAAGCAGUGGAAGAGGAGUGCCUCAAAAUGUGCCUGGACCACGUGGAUGGCCUAAUGAUGGGCAGCCCAGGGCAGAGCUCUCACAGCAUCAUCUUCUGUGAUUGCCGGGACAAGGGCCUGCAAGGUUGGGAUGACCCGGAAGUCAUGGAUGGGUCAGCGAAAUACCACGUAGGAACAUUCCCGGUGAACCUGAAGAACUUUGCGCGAGGGGAGGUAUUCAAACGUGAGCUGCACAGGGUUCGACGGUACAUCUUGUCCCGGUUUGCGUUGGACCCCAAGGCUUCUCCAGGGGUGACAGUGGUUGCUUAUUGCCGUGGCGGCAACCACCGCAGUGUUGCAUUCGCUUACCUGCUGCAACAUGUCCUCAGUCAGCAGACACUGGUCACCUGCGCAUCGAAUGAUGUGAUUUGCUUGACCGAGUUGGCUGGGCACUGGUCGGAUCGAAAAUGUGGACGAUGCAACUUGUGUCGCCACGAGAGGCUGCCUCCCAGAGAGGCAACAAUGGUUCAAGACGCAUUCGGCUGCGCGCUUAGCGUGUGGCGCGAACGGCCAGAAAACUUAUGA
Molecule: messenger RNA, 2937 nt
Organism: Cladocopium goreaui
Lineage: Eukaryota; Dinophyceae; Suessiales; Symbiodiniaceae
Source: the annotation of a GenBank genome assembly